Messenger RNA from Juglans regia (Persian walnut), 4985 nucleotides. RefSeq names its product pentatricopeptide repeat-containing protein At2g13600-like. Gene Ontology annotation, molecular function: protein binding; RNA binding; zinc ion binding. Gene Ontology annotation, biological process: RNA modification. The record is from RefSeq and is a predicted model, not a curated record. Lineage: Eukaryota; Viridiplantae; Streptophyta; Magnoliopsida; Fagales; Juglandaceae. Bases 422 to 3154 code for a protein of 910 amino acids. The transcript is spliced from 5 exons.
UUUAAUGAGGUUUUUGGGGACUGAAAAAGCAUACAUUUUGAUUCAUUUGUCAUUGCCUGCAGGAACCCAUCAAAGUCAUCUUUAACCAUUCAAUUUCUGAGAAUGUGUUUGAUUGAUGGUAAUAUUUUGUGCCGGAUAUCGAAUAAGAUCAGACCCGGCUCUGUGAGUGAGGCUGUCGAAAUGUUCUUUUUUCUUUUCAUUCUUCUCUUUUUAUUGAGAUUUAUGAUGGAUGCUGGAUUCACAAUCCUAACUUCAUUAUCCAUUCCAGGAAGGUGAUUCCAAUUGUUCUUCAGUUUCCUCAGGACAAAAAAAAAAAAAAAAAAAUUCUCUACGGCAGCUACAAGAUGAUCUAGACUAACCAUCCGAAAGCAGUGAAGCUUAACAAUCAAAUGAGAUCUCAGAGCCAGUUCCUCACUCCCAAAUGAUCCUCAGUCUACAACAGUAUCUCCCGCAACUCUCGCGGCAACUCGUACGCCAUGUCUCGUCCCAACAUCAAAACCUCUCUGCAAAACUCGUUCUCUAUCACGAUCCGUCAGCUCAACUAUCUUACAUGGAACUAUCCCAGAAAUUCUAUGAGGCCAUGAAAGCCUGUACGUACCUUAAGUCCACACCCAUUGCCCAAAAGCUUCAUGCUCAGCUCAUCUCCACUGGUCUAGACUCCUCCAUUUUCCUCCAGAACCAUCUCUUGCACCUGUACUCCAAUUGCAAUUUGAUCAACGACGCUUGUCGGGUUUUUAAUGGUAUCGAGAAUCAUAAUGUUUUUAGUUGGAAUACGAUGAUUACUGGUCUGGUGGAGUCGGGUCGGAUGAGUGAAGCGGAGAAGCUGUUCGGGGAAAUGCCUGAAAGAGACUCUGUUUCUUGGACUGCGAUGAUGUCGGGCUAUUUCCAUAAUAAACAACCGGAGAAUACUGUAAAUAUGUUUUCUUUGAUGGUACGAAAUGGAAACUAUGCUGAUGACCCAUUUUCCUCUACUUGUGCAAUGAAGGCUUGCGGUAAUCUUGGCUACACAAAGUUGGCUCUUCAAUUGCACGGUCUUGUGGAGAAGUUUGAUUUUGGAAGCGAUGUAUAUAUGGCUAUUCAGAAUUCAAUAAUGGAUAUGUAUAUCAAGUCUGGAAAAGUGAACUAUGCUGAGAGAGUGUUUUUAAGGAUCCCGAACCCGAGCUUGUUUUGUUGGAACAGUAUGAUCUACGGUUACUCUAAACUGUACGGGGUUGGAAGUGCUCUUGGUUUGUUUGACCAGAUGCCUGAACGUGACUAUGUGUCUUGGAACACUAUGAUUUCGAUCUUCUCUCAACAUGGCUCUGGGGUUCAGAGCCUUAGUAUGUUUGUUGAGAUGUGGAAUCAAGGUAUUAGACCAAAUUCCAUGACGUAUGCUAGCGUACUUAGUGCGUGCACAAGUAUCUAUGAUCUGGAAUGGGGGAGCCAUUUGCAUGCUCGGGUUAUCCGCAUGGAACCGACUCUCGAUUCUUUUGUAGGUAGUGGUUUGGUUGAUAUGUAUGCAAAAUGUGGAUGCUUGGAGUUUGCAAAGCGGGUAUUUGAUGGCUUAAUGGAACAGAAUGCAGUUUCUUGGACUUCUUUAAUCAGUGGAUUUGCACUGUUUGGGCUUGAAGAAGAAGCUUUGCUACUCUUUAAUCAAAUGAGAGAGGCUUCUGUUGCAUUGGAUGAGUUUACUUUUGCAACAAUUCUUGGCGUUUGUUCAGCUCAGAAGGAUGCUUCAAUUGGGGAACAGCUACAUGGAUGUACAAUCAAGAGUGGAAUGGAUUCCUCCGUUGCUGUAGGGAAUGCUGUUGUUACGAUGUAUGCUAAGUGUGGAAAUGCUCAGAAAGCAAACCGUGUAUUUGAAUUGAUGCCAGUUAAAGACAUAAUAUCAUGGACAGCGAUGAUCACAGUAUUCUCUCAGAUGGGAAAUAUUGAAAAAGCUCGAAAUUAUUUUGACAAAAUGCCGGAGCGGAAUGUCAUUACAUGGAAUACAAUGUUAGGCACAUAUACUCAACAUGGCUUUUGGGAAGAAGGUCUCAAAUUGUAUACUGUGAUGAGAAGGCAAGGUGUUAAGCCUGAUUGGAUCACUUUUGCAACUUCAAUUAGCGCCUGUGCUGAUUUAGCAACACUAAAACUUGGGAUCCAAAUUGUAACUCAAGCCAAAAAAUCAGGCUUUGGUUCUAAUGUUUCAGUUGCAAAUAGUGUUGUUACCAUGUAUUCAAGAUGUGGACGAAUUGAAGAAGCACACAAAAUUUUUGAUUUCAUACACGGGAAAAAUUUGAUUUCUUGGAAUGCUAUAAUGGCAGGAUAUGCACAAAACGGUCAAGGUAGGAAAGUGAUAGAGAUUUUUGAGAAUAUGUUGAAAAUGAAAUGCUCACCUGAUCAUAUAAGCUACGUAUCUGUUCUAUCAGGUUGUAGCCAUUCAGGGCUUGUAAUAGAAGGAAAGCAUUACUUUUAUUCCAUGACUGAAGAUUUUGGCAUCUCUCCAACAUCUGAGCAUUUUGCUUGUAUGGUGGAUCUGCUUGGUCGGGCUGGACUACUGGAGGAGGCCAAGAAUUUGAUUAAUGGAAUGCCUUUUAAGCCCAAUGUUGCUAUUUGGGGGGCUUUGCUCGGUGCCUGUCGUACACAUCGAGACUCAAAAUUGGCAGAAUAUGCAGUGAAGAACUUACUUGAGUUAAAUGCGGACGAUUCUGGAAGUUACAUCCUUCUAGCAAACACAUAUACAGAUUGUGGAAAAUUAGACAGACUUGCAGAUGUGAGAAAACUGAUGAGAGAGAAAGGAAUCCGAAAGAAUCCUGGUUGUAGCUGGAUAGAGGUUGAAAAUAGGGUACACGUGUUCACUGUUGAUGACACUAAUCACCCACAAAUCAAGGACAUUUACAGAAUGUUGGAGGUGAUCAUGAAGAAGAUAGAAGAUAUUGGAAGUUACACUAAUGCAAUUACUUCUCUUCGUUCUCAGGGUAAUCACAGUGAAAAGCUUGCUGUGGCUUUUGGUUUGAUUAGCUUGCCUGCUUGGAUGCCUAUCCAUGUAAUGAAGAAUCUUCGAGUGUGCAAUGAUUGCCACUUGGUAAUAAAGCUGAUUUCUCUUGUUACCUCAAGGGAGCUUAUAGUGCGCGAUGCAUACCGAUUUCAUCAUUUCAAGUAUGGGUUUUGCUCUUGUGGAGAUUACUGGUGAUCUGAAGGUAUAGAAAUUUAUUAGUCAUAAAUAGUGACUUCUUUUCCUGAACCCGUCCUGUAUGUACUCAUGUUGCGUAUAGAAAAGGAAGUAUCCUUAACUCCGGGAUUGAUCAGGACUUUGUUCUUGGACACCAGGUGCCAAUAAAAAAAAAUAAAAAAUAAGGGAAGUAUCCUUAACUGAUACGUGGGAGUACUUAAGUAAAAGAUUUGGCUUGCCAAUCAGGUGGCUGAUCUCAAAGUUGUUGUAUCAAUUGGAACUUGAUACAACUCAUAAUUUAUUGAGAAAUCAAAAAAGAUUUAUUACAAUGGUAACAAAUUGAUUGUUUCGAUGGAACAUUUAAUUUGAAAUAAAAGGGUCCUACUGAUUGUUAAGCCAAAAACUGGUAACCGCUAAAUUAGUUCUACUUUACAAAAUUAACUGUUGUCUGGCAUCUGAUAGUGGAAGAUGAUUCCAUGAUUCAUUACUUUGUCGAGUAGGCAAUUCUUGAAGCUUUGAGUUAUCAUUCAUGUUGUACGAUUGGUUAUCAGGUUUCCUGCAGAUUCGUCUAAUAGUAAAUAGGAACAAUUUGACAUUCGAGCAUAACAAUGUUUAAAUUCAAUUGUUUUGCUUCGCUAAACUCGAAUUGUAGGAGUUGGUAGACUUUUUCAGAGUGCUGAAUUGGCAUCCACCAUUAGGCAUUGGGAUUUUGAUUCAGGCUGACAAACUGAUAAUCUCUUGUUGUAGUUUUAUGCACAUUUGAAGUGCUAAUAAAAAUAUGGAUCUGGCAUUGCUCUGUUCUGAAAGGGUCGUCUCGUAAUACAAGCCUGUUGCGCAUGCAAAGCUCUCAGUUUGGUUUACCGCAACCAGUUUCCAUGUCUUCCUUGUGUUGCAUAUUCUUCUUAUCUUUGGGAAGUGCUGGUUAUAGAACUGCAUUUUAAGGUUACAGUUGCAUAGAUUAUGAUGGAGUAACUUAGAGGAGGGAAGCAUAAGAUGGUACAACUCACCUGGUGUUUGGCUCAAGAGGUAAGGGCCUUGGUCUUGGGGGUAUGCUUCCCUCAAGUCUAAGGUUGGAACCCUUUGGUGCAAACAAGUCCUAGGGGUCAUGUCCCAUCACUGGAAAACCGAUGAUUUACUUGAUCCGUGUGAUGGUGGAGCAUAUUACACGGAUCUGGCAUUCAUUCAGGUUUGUUGAUGUUUUGUUUAGAGAAGAAAGUUGAGCCUAAUAUUGAAGCCAAACCAUGCUCUGAAUCUGAUGCAAAAUUGCAGAUGAACAUGAGAGCACAAGAGAGAGAGUGAGUGAGAGAAAAUCUGCUGAAGUGGGAAGAUUAAAUAAUCACCUUUAGGCAGACAAGUGCAGAUUUCUCUCUAGUGCCGACAAAGAGAAACAUGCUGACCAGAGAAACUGAUGGAGAUGGAGGAGGAAUAUCUGCUCAAUCUUCAUGAAGUUCUGGAGGAGACAGAUGAUGCUUCAUUCAAUCCAAAUUGGAUUGCUUUAUAUACUCCAUUUUCUUGAAAGAAAUUUUCUUAAAUACAAAUUCUGAAAAGCUGCAAGGAUGAAAAAAGAAAAAUUAUAUUUGCAAGUUGGUGUGUUGUCCAUACCGGCGUGGAGGUGGUGUGUCCUCCGUAUCGGCUUGCAUGUAGGACUUUGGAAAAAAAAAUUAGGGCGCUAACAUGAUUUACUCUAUGCUUAUUUUCUUGUAAGUUGUCACAAUAAGUCAUUAGUUAUAUUUUAAUAGUAGGAUGAUCAACUCAAUAAUUAAAAAGGUAUGCUAACCUCGAUUUUAUCCUGUUAAAGUGUAAGAAACUCUUUCCGAAAGGUCCAUUUGAUGACUGAGUAUGGUCAUGUAAU